This is a messenger RNA of Metarhizium acridum CQMa 102, 4671 nucleotides long. RefSeq names its product bifunctional 4-alpha-glucanotransferase/amylo-alpha-1,6-glucosidase. Gene Ontology annotation, molecular function: 4-alpha-glucanotransferase activity; amylo-alpha-1,6-glucosidase activity. The record is from RefSeq and is a predicted model, not a curated record. NCBI's taxonomy places the organism in Eukaryota, Fungi, Ascomycota, Sordariomycetes, Hypocreales, Clavicipitaceae. Gene Ontology annotation, biological process: glycogen catabolic process; glycogen biosynthetic process.
AUGAGCCCAGGCACCAUGACAACCACCCAGGUAUAUCUGCUGCCGCUCAACGAUGACGGUUCUCCCGAUGUCGAGAGGCAGUACAUCUACAUUGCUCCAUCAUCCAAUGAUCCUGUGGUCAUCAGGUUUGCCAUUGAAGGCACUUCGUCAAUAUGUUGCCACGGCAGCCUCUGGGUCAAUAUCCCCGAGAAGGGCAAGGAGUUUCGUCGCGAUAGCUUCAGAGAAUUCAAGCUAACACCCGACUUCAAUCGCACAAUUGAGAUAUCUAUCCAGAUCCACCAACCAGGAGCCUAUGCCUUCUAUACCACCUACGCCGAGCUGCCGAGCCUCGAACCUCGCAUUUCCAAGGCGCCCUCACAAGCCUCUCAACAGUUGAAAAGAACACCGACUUACUACAUAGAUGUUGCGCCACGGCUGCGUUUAGAUGGACGCCCACUCCCGCUGCCCGCGCUGUCGGUGUUCUCUGUCAUCAGUAAAUUCAUGGGCAAGUACCCUACCGAUUGGGAUAGUCAUUUGCGAGGCAUAAGCGAUCGAGGUUAUAAUAUGAUUCAUUUCACGCCCCUACAAGUCCGAGGAUCGUCCAACUCACCAUACAGCUUGUACGAUCAACUCGGCUGGGACUCUGAUUGCUUUCCCAAUGGCGAGAGCGACAUUGAAGACCUGAUCCGAAGCUUGGAGAAGGACAAUUCCUUGCUGAGCCUGACGGACAUCGUACUCAAUCAUACAGCGCACAAUACAAAAUGGCUUCAAGAGCACCCGGAAGCUGGCUAUAACCUUUCAACUGCGCCAUGGCUAGAGUCUGCAUACGAACUUGAUUCCAAAUUGCUAGAGCUGAGCUCAAAGUUGCAAUCCCUUGGCCUGCCAGCUGAUCCAAAGUCACCCCAAGAUCUACUUUUGAUCAUGGAAGCUAUCAAAAAAGAGGUCGUUGCGAAAAUUCGUCUUUGGGAAUAUUACGCGCUUAACGUGGAGCGAGAUGCUGACGCUGCUGUGGACACAUGGGCUGGGACAGAGACGUAUACACCCCAAGAUACAGAGAUCAUUCAAGAAGCGGUCGAACAGCUUAGAGAUUCUAGCGUCACUCAACAGGCCGAUUUCCUCCAAAAGUUUGGGCUUUUGGGCAAGGAUCGCCUAGGUGAACGAUUCAGAAGAAGGGUCGAUCCUAAUGUAGCGGCGACUUUGCUCGCAUUCUCCCUGGGCCGAUACGAAGGCGAGUCGUCGAACUCUGCAGACAAGGCGGCGGCCCGCUCAAAAAUGGUAGAGAUCCUACAUGCAUUGAAUGUACCAUUGUACGAAGAGUAUGACGGCGACAUAAAGGAAAUUCUCGAACAACUAUACAACCGUAUAAAAUAUGUUCGUCUGGACGAACACGGUCCUAAACUCGGUCCCAUAAAUGAUGAGAACCCUCUGAUCGAAACAUACUUCACACGUCUGCCCAAGAACGAUACGACGUCAAAGCAUGACCCGCGAGAAUUGAUGGUAGUGAACAAUGGCUGGGUAUGGGGCGGCAAUGCACUGAUAGACAAUGCCGGCCCUGACUCACGGGUAUACUUACGACGCGAAGUUAUCGUCUGGGGUGACUGUGUCAAGCUACGGUAUGGUUCGAAGCCGGACGAUAGCCCUUGGCUUUGGAAGCACAUGACAGAGUAUGCACGUAAAUUAGCAACGUAUUUUGCUGGUCUGCGCAUAGACAAUUGUCAUUCAACGCCCAUUCAUGUUGCUGAGCACAUUCUUGACGAAGCACGCCGCGUGCGGCCAGACCUAUAUGUCGUGGCUGAACUAUUUAGCGGUUCCGAAGACACCGACUACGUGUUCGUGAAGCGACUCGGACUCAGCUCGCUCAUCCGAGAGGCUAUGCAAGCAUGGAGCACCGCUGAGCUCAGUCGACUGGUUCAUCGCCACGGUGGUCGCCCAAUUGGCAGUUUUGAGGUUGACGAAAUCGCCCAUGGUGACCCAACGCCGUCACCCGGCUCUGAAAGCGGGCGAGACCUCACAAGAGAAGUUAUCCGGCGAAUCAAACCUACGCCAGUGCACGCCCUCUUCAUGGAUUGUACUCAUGAUAAUGAAACGCCAGCUCAGAAACGAGAUGCUCGAGACACCCUUCCUAAUGCGGCACUUGUCAGCAUGUGUUCCAGUGCCACAGGCUCCGUCAUGGGAUACGAUGAAGUGUAUCCUAGGCUCAUAGACCUCGUCAACGAAGCUCGCUUGUAUACGUCAGAAUCAUCUAGGUCCGCCCCCAUCAAAGUUGGUCGUGGAAAGAACGGAAUUGCCGGAGUAAAGAAGUUACUAAACCAGAUUCAUAUACUAAUGGGCAAAGAUGGCUACGACGAGACGCACAUCCACCACGAGGAGGAAUACAUUACUGUGCACCGAGUUCAUCCUGAAUCACGAAAAGGGUACUUUUUAAUUGCUCACACCGCAUUUCCUGGCUACGGCAAUGGCAAUGGUGCUUUGACCCCAGUCCGUUUGGCCGGAACCCGAGCCCAGCAUCUAGGAAGUUGGACUCUAGAGGUGGAUGCCAGCGCAGAAGCAACAGCAAAAGCAGUCAAUGACAGCCAUUUUCUAGUUGGUCUUCCAAGUCGUGUCAUAGAAAUCGCUGGCGUCGAUAUGGACGCGCAGGGUGAGGACACCGUUCUUACUGUGCGGGACAACUUCCCUCCUGGGAGCAUUGCACUUUUCGAGACGUGGAUUCCUGCCGCGGAGCAUUCUACUAGUCUCGACACAUAUGUCACAUCAGGUGCAAAAGCAGCUUGGAGCCAGUUGAACCUCAUUGACUUGAAUUUCUUAAUGUACAGGUGUGAGGCUGAAGAGCUCGACUCUAAUGGUGGACGUGACGGUACGUACAAUGUCCCAGGACAUGGAAAGCUAGUUUACGCCGGACUGCAAGGAUGGUGGAGUCUCAUGAAGGGCAUCAUUCGGGAGAACAACCUCGCCCAUCCUCUGUGCCAAAAUCUGCGGCAGGGCACUUGGUCUCUCGACUACAUCCUUGGCCGCGUUCAGAAAUUGAGUGAAAUGGAGGGCAAUGAGCAGCUUGCCAGGCCAGCCACGUGGCUCAGUGAACGUUUUGAUGCAAUCCGAACAAUUCCUAGCUUCCUUCUCCCCCGAUAUUUUGGUUUAGUUCUUCGAACAGCUUACAAGGCUAGCCGUGACAGAGCAUUGGAGCUAAUGGGCGAGAACAUCGAGAAGGCACAAUGGUUCAUCCAAAACCUGGCGCUGGUUAGCGUGCAGCAGACGGGAUAUGUCAAGUCCGCAUCACUAUGGCCUAACAAAGCAGUCCCUUCCAUUGCUGCGGGAUUGCCUCAUUUUGCAGUUGGAUGGGCAAGAUGUUGGGGGCGCGAUGUUUUCAUUUCCAUCCGUGGCUUGUAUCUGGGGACUGGCCGCUUCGAUGAGGCCAAGGAGCAUAUCAUGGCCUUUGCAAGCGUUUUGAAGCACGGAAUGAUCCCCAACCUGCUCAGCAGUGGUGAUGCGCCUCGCUACAAUUCUAGAGAUUCAAUCUGGUUCUUCCUGCAGACCAUCCAGGACUUUAUCCGAUACGCUCCUGAAGGGGUGGGCUUGCUAAGGUCAACUGUCAAGAGACGUUUCUUGCCUUAUGACGAUACAUGGUUUCCAACACAAGACCCUAGGUCAUACUCGAAAGAAAGCACCAUAGAGGAGAUCAUCCAGGAGGCACUGCAAAGACACGCCACCGGGAUGAAAUACCGAGAGGCAAACGCUGGACCACAGAUUGAUUCUCAAAUGAAGGAUGAAGGUUUCAACCAGGACAUUCAUGUCGACUGGGAGACGGGCAUUAUCUUUGGUGGCAAUCAGUUCAAUUGUGGCACCUGGAUGGACAAAAUGGGAGAAAGCGAACGAGCCGGCUCCAAGGGAGUGCCCGGAACUCCACGAGAUGGUGCCGCCAUUGAGAUCACCGGUCUGCUGUACAGCACCUUGACAUGGCUGUCCGAACUGAAUGAACAAGGAAAAUAUGCCUACUCGUCAGUAAAAGCUGCAGACGGAAGGAGUGUCUCUUUCAAAGACUGGGCAGGACGGAUCAAGGCCAAUUUCGAGAGAUGUUACUUUGUCCCUCUCUCAUCAAAGGACGACUACAAGUACGACGUCAACCCUGCCAUCAUCAACCGUCGUGGGAUCUACAAGGACCUCUACAAAUCCGGCAAGGAGUACGAAGACUAUCAAUUCCGCGCCAACUUCCCCAUCGCCAUGGCCGUCGCCCCAUCUCUAUUCGACCCAAGCCACGCAAUGCAUGCCUUGUGUCUAGCCGACUCGGUCCUCCGCGGCCCGACAGGCAUGGCCACACUUGAUCCCGCAGAUCUCAACUACCGCCCAUACUACCGCAACAGCGAAGACAGCGAGGAUUUCGCCACAAGCAAGGGGAGGAACUACCACCAAGGCCCGGAGUGGCUCUGGCCGACGGGCUUCUUUCUCCGUGCGUUGCUAAAAUUUGACCUGAUGAGACGCACGACGCCCGAGGGCAGGACAGAGGCCUUCCAGCAGGUCACGAGACGUUUGGCGGGCUGCAAAAAGAUGAUUGAGGAGAGCCCGUGGGCUGGCUUGACAGAGUUGACGCAGAAGAAUGGAGAAUAUUGCCCUGAUUCGAGUCCCACGCAGGCAUGGUCAGCAGGCUGUUUGAUUGAUCUGUACAUGGACGGUAGGGAAGAACAGCAGAAGCAGCUGUAG